AUGUCGCGUUCCGAGCACGCGCUAGGCACGUGCCUGCCCCCGCGACCACCGCAAAUUCGGCUACUAAAGUGGUUCCGGUGGGUGCCGGUCUUGAGGACCAGAAGAACUUUGCGACGAGUCGGCGGGUGGGCCGGAGCAGGAGGUGUUGCAGGCGUCGGCCCCGGCAGCGUCGGCGGUAUCGGCGGUGCCGCUGGCGGACUCGGCGGUGUCGCGGGAAUUGCCGGACCGGGCGGUGUGGGGGGGGUUGGCGGCGGUGUGUAUGGAUGGAAGGGAAUCGGCGGUGGAGUGCUCGGCGGUGUCGGUGGCCUUGGUGGUGGUGUUGGUGGCGGAGUCGGGGGGAUCGGAGGAUUAGGCGGUGGCAGUGGGCUUGGCGGUGGUGGUGGGCUAGGCGGUGGCGUCGGUGGCGGUGGAAUUGGAGGUGGAGGUGGACUUGGUGGUGGAGGCGGUGGUGGGCUCGGCGGCGGCGGCGGCGGCGGAUCGGGGUGUAGGCUUCCUUGA
This is a messenger RNA of Ananas comosus (pineapple), 498 nucleotides long. RefSeq names its product glycine-rich protein 23-like. The record is from RefSeq and is a predicted model, not a curated record. The transcript has a single exon. Lineage: Eukaryota; Viridiplantae; Streptophyta; Magnoliopsida; Poales; Bromeliaceae. The coding region runs from base 1 to 498 and encodes 165 amino acids.